This is a messenger RNA of Amblyraja radiata (thorny skate), 1531 nucleotides long. Its product is annotated as C-C chemokine receptor type 9-like. Gene Ontology annotation, biological process: immune response; calcium-mediated signaling; G protein-coupled receptor signaling pathway. Gene Ontology annotation, cellular component: membrane; external side of plasma membrane. Gene Ontology annotation, molecular function: C-C chemokine receptor activity; C-C chemokine binding. Lineage: Eukaryota; Metazoa; Chordata; Chondrichthyes; Rajiformes; Rajidae. The record is from RefSeq and is a predicted model, not a curated record. The transcript is spliced from 2 exons. Bases 209 to 1267 code for a protein of 352 amino acids.
AACAACUUCACAGUAAAAACACAAGUAUGCUUCCUCCCACAACAUAUUAUUAUCAAGCAAAAUCAUUGAUGAAUGUUGAAAAUCACCUUAGCAUGCAGCGUUGAGAUAUUUAUGAUUCAAAGCAAGGGGCACGCAUCUACUGUUACCUAAGCUGUGCAAUUUUCCAUAAUUGCGGUCUAUUCUGCUGAUCCCGUUCUGGUGCCUAAUUAUGGAAUAUAUUUAUUUUGAUGAUUUUAAUUUUUAUGAAACCAGCACAUUUUCUGAUAAUUUUACGUUCUGUGAUAAUUCUGAAGUUAAAGAUUUUAAGAGAGUUUACGUUCCCAGUUUAUAUGCAAUCAUAUUUCUGGCAGGGCUUCUGGGCAAUUCUUUGGUCAUCGUGACUAAGGUUCUUUAUGAGAAGCUGAAGACCAUGACAGAUAUCUACAUGAUGAAUCUAGCAAUUGCUGAUUUGAUCUUACUUUGCACCUUGCCACUAUGGGCAGUUGCUGCAUAUAAUGAAUGGACUUUUGGAACUGUUAUGUGCAAGGUUGUGACUGGUGUGUACACUGUCAACUUCAAUAGCUGUAUGCUUAUACUUACCUGUGUGGCAGUAAACAGGUAUCAUGCCAUUGUUCAAGCAACAAAAAUGCCUAAAAAUAAAAGAACGCAUGGUAUGUUCAUUUGUGCAGCAGUUUGGGUGCUUGCAAUCAUCCUGGCCCUUCCAGAAUUUAUAUUAAGUGAAACAAUUUCUGAUGAAUCUGGAAAAACUGAGUGCAUUAUGAACUAUCCGCCUAAUUCAAACAACACCAUUGAAAUAGGAGUUCGUGUUACACAGAUGACAGUGGGAUUUUUGAUACCAUUUGUGACAAUGAUCAUUUGCUACACAAUCAUCACAAUAACUCUGCUCAAAGCUAAGGGCUUUCAAAAACAUAAAUCGUUGAAGAUUAUUGCUGCAGUUGUAAUUGUAUUCAUGAUCUGUGAGCUCCCAUACAAUAUUGCACUCUUGCUGCUAACUGUGCAGAUCACCAGUAAAGAAAAAACGAGUUGUGAAUACAAUACAUAUAUAGCCUAUGCAAUUAUUGUAACAGAGAGCAUUGCCUAUAUCCACUGCUGCCUGAAUCCUAUUCUGUAUGUAUUUCUUGGAGUGAAGUUUAGAAACAAUUUUUUGAAGAUUUUAAAAGAUGUUGGGUGUGUUAGUCAGAAACAAUUGCAUGGGUAUCUGAAAACUGAGUGUGAAACAUCACAGCAGAGAACAUGUGUAAGUGAAACUACUAUGUAUCCUUUGUAAAGUAUUCUGUAUAUAUCAGUAUUGUAAUUGAACUUUAUAAAAAAUGGUUUUAGAAUUCCUUAAGAAUGUUCAUAGUCUCCUGUUUCAUAAAUAAAACAUGAAUUUCUAAUUCUGAUCCCCUUUUUCUCUUUCACUUAGUAUAGACUAUAAUCCAUUUAUUUUAAGCAGUGGCACAGUGGUAGAGUUGCUGCCUUACAGCACAAGAGACCUGGUUUCAAACCUCCCUGUGGCCACGUGGGUUUUCUCUAGGUGCUCCGGUUUCCU